AUGGCCCAGAUUCCCAUGAUAUCGGUGCCUCUCAAGGCAACCAACGAGAUCGACUGGAUACACCCUCUGAAACAUUACAUACAGCACACCUAUGGCGACGAUCCCGAGAGAUAUGCUGAGGAAUGCGCCACCCUAAACCGCCUCAGGCAGGACAUGAGAGGUGCCGGGAAAGACAGCACUGCUGGGAGGGAUCUGCUCUACAGAUACUACGGCCAGCUUGAACUGCUCGACUUGCGCUUCCCCGUCGACGAGCAGCACAUCAAGAUCUCUUUCACAUGGUUCGACGCCUUCACACACAAGCCUACCUCCCAGUACUCCUUAGCCUUCGAGAAAGCCUCCAUCAUAUUCAACAUUUCUGCAGUACUGUCCUGCCAUGCCGCGAAUCAACCCAGGUCGGAAGAGUCGGGUUUGAAGACCGCCUACCAUUCGUUCCAGGCGUCCGCCGGCAUGUUCAGCUACAUUAACGAGAACUUCCUCCACGCGCCCUCCGUCGAUCUGAGCCGCGACACCGUCAAGACGCUCAUCGCCAUCACCCUCGCCCAAGCCCAGGAGGUGUUCCUGGAGAAGCAGAUAGCUGACCAGAAGAAGGUUGGGCUUUUGGCCAAGCUUGCCAGUCAAGCAGGCACUCUAUACAGCCAGUCCAUUGAGGGCGUCCAGGAAAAUGUCACAAAGGCAAUCUUCGAGAAGGUUUGGCUUCUGAUGGUCCAGAUCAAAGCCAACCUGUUAAAUUCCAUGGCCCAGUACUACCAGGCGUUGGCAGAUGACGAUGCUAAUGCUCAUGGUGUUGCUGUCGGUAGGCUCCAAGCUGCCGAGACCCUGGCAAAGGAAGCCAAUAAAGGCGCCUCGAGCUUUCCUGGGUUCGUCCCACCAAGCUCGAAUCUUCAAGCGGACUGUGGUAGCCUCCUUGCUGAGCACACGAAGCGGCAUCUUUCGACUGUUCAGGAGAAACUGAAGGAACUGGCCAAGGACAAUGACUACAUCUACCAUCAAAAUGUUCCCCCAGAGGCUAGUCUGGCUCCCGUGGCCAAACUGCCUGCUGCGAAGCCCAUACCAGUCUCAGAGCUCUAUGCUGGCCAGGAUAUCCAACGGAUAACUGGUCCGGACCUGUUCUCGAAGAUUGUACCCAUGGCAGUGACAGAAUCUGCAAGCCUCUACGACGAAGAGAAGGCGAAAUUGAUUAGGGCCGAAACGGAACGUGUGGAUCUGGCAAACAGCGAAAUGGCUGCGAGCUUGGAUUACCUGAGGCUCCCAGGGGCAUUGCAGGUGCUCAAGGGUGGCUUUGACCAGGACAUACUCCCGGACGAGGAUUUUCGUACAUGGUGUGAUGACGUUGCAGGACAUGAGAAUCCACGCAUGAUUUUCGAAACCUUGAGAUCCGAGAGAGAUUCCACAAUUUCCAUCUUGGAUAAGUGUUCACAGCAGCUGGACAUGGAGGAAGGGGUGUGCGAGAAGAUGCGUUCGAAGAACUACCGCGAGGCUUUGAACGAGGCAUCCAGGAGCGACGCGCAACUUGCUUCGAAGCUGGGACAGAACCAAGACGUCUUCGACGAGAUGCGUUCCGCGGCUCAGCACGGUGAAGUCGACGCGCUGUUCCAGAAGGUUGUGAGCAAGGUGCGCGGAAAAUCAAGUGGUGUAGGAAGCCCUGCAACGGAGCCGAAUCUUCUGGACGCAGAUUUCGAUGACAGUGGGCCCAGCGUCAUGGAUCAGAUUAAGAAGGUCGAGGAGACUUUGAAGAAGUUGAACCUGAUCAAAAGGGAACGGAAUCAGGUCCACAACGACGACAUCUCCCAAAUUCUCAUUUUGAACAAGAAGUCGAUAGCGAAUUAUGAGAACCAGCUUUUCCAACAAGAAUUGGAAAAGUUCCGGCCGCACCAGACUCGCCUGCUUCAAGCAAAUCACAAACAGUCAGCUCUGAUGAAAGAGCUCUCCAUGACGUUCAACAAUCUUCUGCAGGACAAGCGCGUCAGGUCGGAGCAGAGCAAAUACGAGGCCAUUCAGAGGCAGCGGGCCUCGGUUGUUGGGAAAUACAAGCGAGCGUAUCAAGAGUUCCUGGAUCUCGAAGCAGGCCUGCAAAGCGCGAAGAGAUGGUAUGCAGAGAUGAAGGAAACAGUCGAGAGCCUCGAAAAGAACGUGGAGUCUUUUGUCAACAAUCGCCGUUCUGAAGGUGCUCAGCUCUUGAACCAGAUCGAGCAGGAGCGCGCUGCCAACAAGAGUGCGCAAGCCUCACUUGAACAGGAACGCAUCCGCGGCUUGAUGGAGAGGAUGUCGAUGGAGCCUUCCUCAUCGCUACCGAACCCAGCGGAUUCGACACGACCUACGCCAUCACCACUGAACUUCAACAACAACGUUCCGAGAUACCCACAAACGAACUUUGCCGGCCAGUAUCAAGUGCCGACGUCGCCCCCACCUUCUCAGACGCAAAUGCCCCAAUAUCAAAGCGCCUACAAUCCGAGCACGUACGGGCGCACGCCUGGACCUACCUCGCCGCCGCCAACACAGACAAGUUUCGGUUUUAUGCUGCGCGAUGAGGCCGCGCGCGACCGAGUGCGCCAGGCCGAGGAAUUCCUUGAUCCACAUGACCAAAAUGUACGAAGCUAUAGGUCCGACAUUAUUCUGAUGCUGCAGAAGAAUCAGAGGAGAUUGGUAGUCAACAUAGACCACGUCCGCGACCACAAUCCGCAGAUUGCAGAGGGACUCCUCGUAGAACCCUUCGACUACACGCUCGCUUUCAACCAUGCCCUCAAACAGAUCGUCAAGACAAUCCCACAGGCGCGACCAGACCAGACCGAUGACGAGGUCAUGUACUACUGUGCCUGGUCUGGCAGCUUCGGCCUGCACGCCUGCAACCCCCGCACCCUUUCCGCCCACCACCUGAACCACAUGGUCUCCAUUGAGGGUAUCGUGACGCGAACCUCCCUCAUUCGGCCCAAGAUCGUCAAGAGUGUGCACUACAACGAGACAGAGAACAAGUUCCACUUCCGGGAAUACCGAGACCAGACCAUGACCAACGGCGUCACCACAAACAGCGUCUACCCACAAGAAGACGACAAGGGGAACCCGCUGAUGACCGAGUACGGCUGGUGCACCUACAGAGACCACCAGAGCAUUUCCAUACAAGAAAUGCCCGAACGAGCACCGGCUGGGCAGCUCCCUCGCGGUGUCGAUGUCAUUCUCGAUGAUGACCUAGUCGACAAGGUCAAGCCUGGUGACCGAAUCCAGCUUGUCGGAAUCUACAGGACGCUGGGUAACAGGAACGCGAAUCACAGCAGCGCACUGUUCAAGACAGUAAUACUGGCCAACAACAUCGUCCUUCUCGCGUCAAAAUCUGGAGGCGGCAUAGCCACUGCCCCUAUCACCGAUACCGACCUGCGAAACAUUAACAAGGUCGCCAAGAGCAAGAAUCUGUUCGAGAUGCUCUCCCAGUCGCUGGCGCCUAGCAUUUAUGGCCACGAUCACAUCAAGAAAGCUAUCCUCCUCAUGCUUCUGGGCGGAAUGGAGAAGAACUUGGAGAAUGGCACCCACUUGCGUGGUGAUAUCAACAUCCUCAUGGUCGGUGACCCCUCUACCGCCAAGUCACAGCUCUUGCGAUUUGUCCUCAACACUGCUCCUCUGGCUAUCGCGACAACUGGUCGUGGAUCUUCAGGUGUAGGUCUCACAGCUGCUGUUACUUCGGACAAAGAGACUGGCGAGCGCCGCCUUGAAGCAGGUGCCAUGGUGAUGGCUGACCGUGGCGUGGUCUGUAUCGAUGAGUUUGACAAGAUGUCCGACAUUGAUCGUGUCGCCAUUCACGAAGUCAUGGAGCAGCAGACUGUCACAAUCGCAAAGGCUGGUAUCCACACUUCGCUCAACGCACGAUGCAGUGUUGUCGCGGCUGCCAACCCAAUCUUUGGCCAGUACGACCCCCACAAGGACCCGCACAAGAACAUUGCGCUGCCCGACUCGCUUCUCUCGCGUUUCGAUCUUCUGUUUGUUGUCACGGACGACAUCGAGGACACCCGUGACCGGCAAGUAUCGGAGCAUGUCCUUCGCAUGCAUCGAUACCGCCAGGCCGGAACAGAAGAAGGUGCACCUGUGCGCGAAAAUGCCCAACAGUCCCUCAGCGUUGGUGGCCAAGCGCAGAACGACUCUCAGCGGCCCACCGACGUCUACGAGAAAUAUGAUGCGAUGCUUCACGCCGGGGUCACUGGCCGUGGCUCCAAGAAGCCCAAAGUACUCAGCAUCCCCUUUAUGAAGAAGUACAUCCAGUACGCGAAGACUCGCAUAAAGCCCGUCCUAUCCCAAGAUGCUGCGGACCGCAUCGCCGACAUCUAUGUUGGCCUGCGUAACGACGACCUUGAGGGCAACCAGCGCCGUACGAGUCCCAUGACAGUGCGUACGCUCGAGACGCUCAUCCGUCUGGCGACCGCGCACGCCAAGUCACGACUGUCCAACCGCGUCGAGGAGCGCGACGCCGUGGCCGCGGAGAGCAUCCUGCGAUUCGCGCUGUUCAAGGAGGUCGUGGAGGACGAAUCCCGCAAGAAGCGCAGGCGGACGACGGCGCAGCCGCUGAGCUCGGACUCGGACGACGACUCGUCGAGCGAUGACGACGAGGACGGAGACCAGCGUGCGUCGGCGCGGAACAGCCGGUCGGCGCGCGCGUCCGCAAGGGCGAGCCGUGCCAACGCUCGCGGGCGGGCGAAUGGGGCCAACGGCACCAACGGCACCAACGGCCACACCAACGGCACACACGAGCCGUCAGAGCAGCAAGAAGAUGACGACGACGAGGAGGAGGCCGAGGAGGCCACGCCCCGGCGCUCCGGCCGCACGGCCGGCAGCAACGGGCAGUCCCAGUCGCAGUCCAACCUGUCGUUCGCGUCGUCGGUGCCGGCCUCGCAGCUGGAGUCGCAGAGCGCGGGCGAGAGCCAGGACGACUCCCAGCUGGCCAGCGGCGCCGCCGGCCUGAGCCUGGGCGCCGAGGAGGCCGCGCCGAUCAGCGACGCGCGGUUCUCGGCGUUCACGGCCGCCCUGGGCCCGCUGAUGGGCACGGACCUGUUCGAGGACGACGCCGCCGACGUGGACGAGCUGAUCGAGGGCGUCAACGGGCGGGUCGGCUCCAGCAGCGGCGGCGCGUUCAGCAAGGAGGAGGGCAUCAAGGCGCUGAAGAGGAUGGACGAGCACGCCAUGAGCAUCAUGUGA
Messenger RNA from Diaporthe citri, 5175 nucleotides. RefSeq lists its product as uncharacterized. The transcript has 7 exons. Gene Ontology annotation, cellular component: nucleus; MCM complex. Gene Ontology annotation, biological process: DNA replication; mitotic DNA replication initiation; double-strand break repair via break-induced replication. Bases 1 to 5175 code for a protein of 1724 amino acids. Lineage: Eukaryota; Fungi; Ascomycota; Sordariomycetes; Diaporthales; Diaporthaceae. Gene Ontology annotation, molecular function: ATP hydrolysis activity; protein binding; ATP binding. The record is from RefSeq and is a predicted model, not a curated record.